This is a messenger RNA of Giardia duodenalis, 1113 nucleotides long. Its product is annotated as Kinase, CMGC GSK. Gene Ontology annotation, cellular component: cytoplasm. Lineage: Eukaryota; Fornicata; Diplomonadida; Hexamitidae. Bases 1 to 1113 code for a protein of 370 amino acids. The record is from RefSeq and is a predicted model, not a curated record. The transcript has a single exon. Gene Ontology annotation, molecular function: protein serine/threonine kinase activity; ATP binding. Gene Ontology annotation, biological process: protein phosphorylation; signal transduction.
AUGAGCGAUGACGAGACAGCGUUCCCCCCAGAGUUUGAGCUCCAGCUGGGGAAGGCCCUUGACAUUCCCGGAGAAAAGGGGGAGGAGGGGAUUCAGGUGGUGCCCGAGAAGGUCAUAGGGAAGGGAAGCUUUGGGGUUGUUUACUUAGUAAAGUCAUUGAAGGGAAACACUCCUCUCGCCCUUAAGCUAGUCUUACAAGAUAGGCGGUAUAAGAACAGGGAAUUCCAAAUUAUGAGGACCCUUGUUCAUCCGUGCAUUUGCAGAUUAGUGAAAGGCACCUUUAUACCGUCCAUUUCGUCGCCCGAUGAUCUAAUUCUUUACCUUCUCAUGGACUAUUACCCCGAAACUAUUCAUUCUAUCUACCGUCAAUACUCGCGACUCCGCCAACACGUUCCCCUUCUCAUAGUUCGGCUCAUUACAUAUCAGUUGGCACGCUCUCUCGCAUACCUCCACUACCACAACAUCGCACACAGAGACUGCAAACCAACGAAUGUUCUCAUUGAUCCCUUGACGUACAGGUGUGUCCUGUGCGACUUCGGCUCCGCCAAGCAGCUGGUGCCCCAAGAAAACAACGUAGCGUACAUAUGCAGUCGCUUCUAUCGGGCUCCCGAGCUGGUUAUUGGCAACCAGAACUAUACCUGCGCGAUCGACAUCUGGUCCUUCGGCUGCAUCAUGGCAGAAAUUCUCCUCGGCCAGCCCCUUUUCCCUGGUGACUCUUCCAUAGACCAGCUAGUAGAAAUAGUACGCGUCCUUGGCAGCCCAACAGCCGAAGAGUUCUUAGCUAUGAACCCCACAUUGAAGAGCGUGAAGUUCAAGGACGUCAAGCGAUAUCCCUUCUCCAAGAUCUUUAGAAGCAAGGCCCAUACAGACGCGGUUGAUUUACUAACGAAGGUUCUAGUCUACGAUCCAAAGAAGCGCCCCACGGCAAUGGAAAUCCUCGCGCAUCCUUUCUACGACAUCUUGCGCGAUCCAGACACGCUGCUUCCCAAUGGUGAGCGGCUUCCAGCAUUCCUCUUCGAGUUCACAGAGGAGGAAAGGAAGGCAGCGGGCCCUGAGCUUAUGGCCGUUCUAACAAAGAACAGAGAACAGUUCAACAUCUUGUCAAGCCACUGA